AUGAUCGCUAAGCUCCUUCUCGCCGUCUCCCUGGUUUACGUCGCUUCGGCCGACACAUGCAUCCACUGCAUUUGCCUCCACGAGUCUGGAUGCAAGCCUGUUGGCUGUGAGAUGGACGUCGGAUCAUUGUCAUGCGGUUACUACCAGAUCAAACUGCCAUACUACGAGGACUGCGGCACGCCUGGCCGUAAGAAUGGCGAAGACGUCACAACCGCAUGGAAGAGAUGCGCUGACGACUACGACUGCUCAACUCAAUGCGUCAAUGCAUACGUGAAGCGCUACCAGGGUGGAUGUUCAUCAACCGGCGAAGGAUCGUGCCAGAUAAUGUCUCGCCUCCAUAACGGUGGACCAUCUGGCUGCAAAAACUCCGGCACCGUCGGCUACUGGAAUGCUAUCCAGAAGUGCUGCGGAUUAUACGCCGCCUCGGCUGAUACAUGCAUCCACUGCAUUUGUCUGCACGAGUCUGGAUGCAAGCCUGUUGGCUGUGAGAUGGACGUCGGAUCGUUGUCAUGCGGUUACUACCAGAUCAAACUGCCAUACUACGAGGACUGCGGCACGCCUGGCCGUAAGAGUGGCGAAGACCUCACGACCGCAUGGAAGAGAUGCGCUGACGACUACAACUGCUCCACUCAAUGCGUCAACGCAUACGUGAAGCGCUACAAGGGUGGAUGUUCAUCAACUGGCGAAGGAGAAUGCCAA
This is a messenger RNA of Haemonchus placei, 699 nucleotides long. NCBI's taxonomy places the organism in Eukaryota, Metazoa, Nematoda, Chromadorea, Rhabditida, Trichostrongylidae. The record is from the annotation of a GenBank genome assembly.